CAAGGAGGACCCCGGGCGCUGUUGUUAUUUUUCCCGUUUGGAUUAAAGUGGAGAUAAGAUUCCAGAAACAGCGAGAGUCAGGACAGCAAGUAAACGUGUGAGAAGAGAUUUUGUUGUUUGAGUGCAUAGAACCUUGGUCUGCUUAUGGGAUUUACUAGAGUUGACAAUGUCAAAAUCUAAUGUUGGCAGAAAGAUUGUUUCUGCUAAGUUGACAAACUGGGUUCAGCCGGCUUUUGAUGAUUUUCUCAGUGACUCCACCAUCACCUCAGUGACUUCCCACGGAAAACCAUCAGGCCAUUCAUUGUCGAGUAAUGGUGGUCAGAAAAUUUUCCAGCCGGAAAGAGACAAAAGAUCCAAGUUCUUCCCCUUAAACAGCACAAAGAAUAGAAAAAGAACCAAGACAACUAACAAGGGACUGCUUAAUUACCGCAAGAGUAACCCACCUUCAAAUCGAACUGAACCCUGGGUGGAUGAAUACAUACCUCGGACACAGAGUGAGCUUGCAGUUCAUAAGAAGAAAAUCGAAGAGGUUGAAAAUUGGUUAAAAGUCCAUAUACGACAGAGAUGCCACCAGGAUGGUUCCAUCUUACUACUGACAGGUCCUUCAGGCGCUGGCAAGACUGCCACACUACAAGUACUUGUAAAGGAGCUGGAAAUUCAACUGCUUGAGUGGACAAACCCUCUUCAAAAUGAAUUUAAGAAGCCUGAAUUUAGGGACUCCUUUGAUAUUGAUUCAAGUUUCCAGCAGUACACCAGCACGUCACAGUCUGUUCUAUUUCAUGAGUUUCUGUUACGAGCUAACAAGUACAAUAAACUCCAGAUGUUGGGAGAUUCCUUUCAAACGGACAAGAAGGUGAUUCUUGUGGAAGAUAUUCCAAAUCAGUUUUAUAGGGAUCCUUCAUGCAUGCAUGAAGUCUUGCGCAGGAGGUUUGUACAGACAGCAAGGUGUCCACUAGUGUUCAUCAUUUCUGACAGUGUAAGUGGAAGCAGCAACCAGAGGUUCCUCUUUCCUAAAGACAUCCAGGAAGAGUUGUGUAUUUACAAUAUCAGUUUUAAUCCUGUGGCACCCACAAACAUGAUGAAAGUUUUAAACAGAAUAGCUUCUCAAGAGAGUGGUGGAAAGACUGUUGCCCCUGACAAGGCAAUGCUGGAACUGGUCUGCCAAGGCAGUGCUGGAGACAUCAGAUGUGCAAUAAAUAGCCUCCAGUUUGCUUCAGCACAAGGUUCUUCAUUGGAGCAAAAUCAGCUGUCAUUCAGCAAAAGAAAAAUUCUAGCCAAAGCAGGCACAUUUUCAAAAGGAAAACUAAAAGGAAAGGCAUCUGAGAAGGGAGACUGCCUGCAAGCAAUUGGAAACAAGGAUCCUUGUCUCUUUCUGUUUCGAGCACUGGGGAAAAUACUUUACUGUAAACGAGAGGCACCAAAUGGUGUGGAUUUGAAUGAUUUACCAACUCAUCUAUCUGAACAUGAGAGGGAUCCACUGCUAGUUAAUCCUGAGGAAGUAAUUGAAAAUUCACAUAUGUCUGCAGAGUUGUUCAAUCUUUACCUUCACCAAAACUACCUUGAUUUCUUCAAAGAAAUAGAGGAUGUUGUUCGAGCAAGUGAUUAUCUAAGUGAUGCAAACUUCUUGAUAGCAGACUGGAAUCAUCAUUCCACCAUGAUGACGUACAGUGCAUCUGUAGCAACUCGAGGCAUAAUCCAUGCAAACACAGCUCGAGCUCGGGCUAACUGCCAGGGAGGAAUUGGCUUUAAACCUUUUCACAAACCACAGUGGUUGUUGAUAAAUAAAAAGUACCAUGAGAACUGCAAUGCAGCCAAAGGCUUUUUUUCAAAUUUCUGUUUAGCACCAAUAUGUCUUCAGACUCAGUUGUUGCCAUACCUUGCUCUGCUGACAAACCCCAUGAGAAAUCAAGCCCAGAUUAAUUUUAUCCAAGAUGUGGGAACGUUUCCUUUUAAAAGAUACCCUGCUAGACUAACAUUGGAGACUUUAACAGAUAAAGAUCCUGGAAUUAUGGAAUUGGAUAAUGAUGAGAAUUUUUCUUUGGCAACAUCAUCAGUGGGGAUGGAGACCCAGAAUUCCGCUGUGUCAGCAAGCCAGACUGGUAGUGGAGAUCUACCAAACAGCCAACCACAACCUACCAUAACACAAUCCAUUCUUGAAGAGGAAUUCAUAAUAGAGGAAUAUGAUAGUGAUUAAGACUUGCUUUUGGCUUGUGUUUUUGAAGUGUACAAAUAUUUAUUUUUUUCAGAUGUCUGGAAACCCAAGUAAAUAGCUGGUUAAAGCAUUGUUUCAAUAACACAAGUUUAGUGUCUGCUAAAUCCACAAUAACUGGAACAACCUAUGUUUUUACAAUCAUAUGGAGUGCCUUUGAAUCAUUGGAAAUUUACAGUUUCCUGUGUUUGCUUCACUAAGAUCUACUGAAAUGUUGCAGUCUUACUAAAAGACUCUAUAAGAACAAUUUAUUUGAGUAACUGUACCAAAAUAAUCAGAGCUUCAGCCUGGUCAGUUGAUGGGAUUCUUGAGUCAGAAUGGUUGUGGAUUUAAGAUCCAUAUCAGGACUUAGAACUCAGUCUAGGCUGACAUUCAAAUACAGUGCUUGGGGAGCACUGCUUUGAUGGUGUUGUCCUUCACAUGAGUUGUUAAACUGAGAUUCAGUUUGCCUGUUCAGUUGCACAUUAAAGAUCCUGUGGAACUAUUUGAAAAAUUCAGUGUCCUAACCAACAAUUCCCCAGAUAAAAUUGGUUAAUCACUUCAUGGCUGUUUAUGGGACACUUCGUGCAAAUUGGCUGCCAUGUUCGUCUACAAAAUGCAGUCACAAAACUUCACUGUGAAUCCUUAUUUUGAGAUGGCUUCCUGAAGUGAUAAGAUGCUAGAUAAAUGCAAUGAUAUUAUAAAAUAAUUUGUUUAUUAUGACUCACUGCAAAGUAAAUGAUUUUGUCUGAUGGUUUUGAGGAUUUGUCACAAUUCUAUCAAAUGUUUUCUAUGAAUUUUCAUACAUAAUUUUGAACAUUUGUAUUGACCUUAAAGUUACUGAGUCAGUUUCCAAGUGCAGCUCUGCUUUGAACAUGUAUAUGAAGUUUCUUUAUCCAGAUGCAGAGCCAAGAAGAAGAAAAUUACUUAUGUUUAUAUGCUUAGCAAACGUCUUCGUGAAGAGGACACAACAAAGUCUACAAAACACAAAUAAUUUAUGCUUUAAUAGGAUGUACAGUUGCCAUUUUUACUAGUUGGCUGUAGAAUUCACAAAAUUAACCUGUUAAUGCUAUUAAAUUACCAGUACGGUUGCUACUUCA
Molecule: messenger RNA, 3288 nt
Organism: Callorhinchus milii (elephant shark)
Lineage: Eukaryota; Metazoa; Chordata; Chondrichthyes; Chimaeriformes; Callorhinchidae
Gene: rad17
Product: RAD17 checkpoint clamp loader component
Exons: 17
Coding region: 167-2194 (675 amino acids)
Biological process (GO): DNA repair; mitotic DNA replication checkpoint signaling; DNA damage checkpoint signaling
Cellular component (GO): nucleus; Rad17 RFC-like complex
Molecular function (GO): DNA clamp loader activity; chromatin binding
Source: RefSeq, a predicted model, not a curated record